This is a messenger RNA of Anolis sagrei ordinatus, 4773 nucleotides long. RefSeq names its product adhesion G protein-coupled receptor A2 (gene ADGRA2). NCBI's taxonomy places the organism in Eukaryota, Metazoa, Chordata, Lepidosauria, Squamata, Anolidae. Gene Ontology annotation, molecular function: protein binding; G protein-coupled receptor activity. Gene Ontology annotation, biological process: sprouting angiogenesis; G protein-coupled receptor signaling pathway; positive regulation of canonical Wnt signaling pathway. Gene Ontology annotation, cellular component: Wnt signalosome; plasma membrane. The record is from RefSeq and is a predicted model, not a curated record.
GGGCUGAGCGGGGCUGUCCGCCCGCCGAGGAGGAUGCGUUGCCCGGGGCUGGGUCUGGCGGUGGUGCUCCUGCUGUCUCUGUGGGUCCCGCUGCGGAGCUGCUGCCCGGUGCCCGUGCGGGGCUGCAAGUGCGCGGGCGGGGAGCGAGGCAAGGGCGCCUCGGCGGGACGGAGGAGGGUCAGCUGCACCGGAGGAGACGCCGCCCAACCCCCGCCCGCCGCCCUCCUGCCCAACGGAACCAUCGCCCUGCUCUUGAGCAACAACAAGAUAACAACCCUAAAGAAUGCCUCUUUCUUUGGACUACACGCUCUCGAGAAGCUGGAUCUAAAGAACAACCUGAUCAGCACCAUCCAGCCUGGAGCUUUCCUUGGUCUCUCCGAUCUGAAACGUCUGGAUCUCUCUAACAAUCGCAUCGGCUGCCUCAACACUGGCAUCUUCCAGGGUCUGACCAGUCUCAUCCGUUUGAACAUGUCAGGGAAUAUUUUCUCCAGCCUCCAGUAUGGAGUCUUCGAUGAGCUAAUAUCUUUGAAAGUACUAGACUUUGCCACGGAACACCUGACAUGUGACUGCAACUUGCGUUGGGUCCUGGCCUGGUCAAAGAAUCAUUCCGUCCAGAUAUCUGACAAGACCUUGUGCAUCUACCCCAGCAGCCUACAUGGGAAGCCGCUUCGGAAUACCAGAGAGGGCCAGAUGCGUUGUGAAGGGGCUCCGGAGCUACACACCCACCAGCUCAUCCCAUCCCUGCGGCAGGUUGUUUUCCAAGGUGACCGCUUGCCUUUCCAGUGUACAGCCACCUACCUGGACAAUAGUACACACAUCCUUUGGUACCACAACCAUGCCCUGGUCCAGGAAGAUGAACACAGUGGCGUAAUCCUGGAAGAGAGCCUUGUCCAUGAUUGCACCUUUAUCACAAGCGAGCUCAUCCUGUCCAACAUCCAUGUCUCGGCCAGCGGCGAAUGGGAAUGCACCAUCCUCACUGCUCAGGGCAACGUUAGCAAGAAAGUGGAGAUCGUUGUGCUGGAGACGUCGGCAUCCUACUGCCCACCAGAGCGGGUUGCCAACAACCGUGGAGAUUUCAGAUGGCCACGGACGUUGGCGGGCAUUACAGCAUACCAGUCCUGCCUCCAGCACCCCUUCACCUCCGGGAAUGGCGGACCCGGCCGCGAGAAGCAAGCGUGGAGGCGCUGCGACCGCACAGGACGCUGGGAGGAGGGGAACUACUCCCAUUGCCUGUACACCAACGAUAUUACCCGCGUUCUCUACACCUUUGUUUUGAUGCCCAUCAAUGCUUCCAAUGCACUGACCCUGGCUCACCAACUACGUGUCUACACAGCCGAAGCUGCAAACUUUUCAGACAUGAUGGAUGUAAUCUAUGUGUCCCAAAUGAUUGAAAAAUUCACUGGCUACGUGGACCAGAUUAAGCAGCUCAUGGAUGUCAUUGUGGAGAUGGCCAGCAACAUGAUGCUAGUGGAUGAUCACGUUCUUUGGUUGGCACAGAUCGAGGACAAGGCCUGCACCAGUAUCGUUCGUUCUCUGGAAAAGAUUGCCAGCUACACCCUCAGCGCGAAUUCUCAGCAUGUGGCCGUGAAUUCCAGAAAUAUAGCUUUUGAGGCUUACCUGAUCAAGCCAGAUAGUUAUGUGGGUCUGAGCUGCACAGCCUUUCAGAAGCGGGACAUGAUGCUCGGUGGCCGGCCCCCACGGCAGGAGCGGUACACUGAGCCCUUGGCCGACCAACAGAUCAAGUUCCGGUGCACAACAGGCCGGCCAAACAUCUCCCUGACCAGCUUCCACAUCAAGAACAGCAUCGCUCUGGCUUCCAUUCAGCUGCCUCCUGGCCUCUUCUCCCCACUGGCUCCUUCCCACCCGCCUCCUUCCCAGUGUAAGCUGCAGUUCCUGGUUUUCCGAAAUGGCAAGCUCUUCCGCAGCAUUGGAAACUCCUCGCACCUGGCUGAUGACGGCAAGCGGCGCAGUGUGGCCACGCCAGUGGUCUAUGCAGGCACACGUGGCUGUGGAGUGAGCAACCUGACUGAGCCUGUCCUCAUUUCUCUGCGGCAUUUGGACGAAGGGAUGGACCGUGUGACUGCUUAUUGGGACUUUGAGAUUCUGGGGGGCUACGGUGGAUGGAGAAUGGAAGGCUGCCAACUGAUUGGCAUGGGGCCCAACGUCACCACCAUGAGCUGCCGGCACCUCAGUAAUGUGGCUGUGCUGAUGGAGCUAAGCAAUUUCCCGCGUGAGUCGCAGAGCCCAACAGAAGUGCUGCAUCCUGUCAUUUAUAGCUGCACCGCCCUCCUCCUCCUGUGCCUCUUCACCACCAUCAUCACCUACAUCAUUAACCACAGCACCAUUCACAUCUCCCGUAAGUGCUGGCACAUGCUGCUGAAUCUGUGUUUCCACAUCGCCAUGACGUCGGCCGUGUUUGCAGGCGGCAUCACCCUCACCAACUAUGUGGCCAUCUGCCAAGCAGUUGGCAUCAUUCUCCACUAUUCUUCCUUAUCCACACUUUUAUGGAUGGCAGUGAUGGCACGAGUGAUCUAUAAGGAGGCCACGUGGAAGGCGCCACAGCUACAGGAAGGGGAGACGCCCCCGCCAGCCCCACGCCCAAUGCUGCGAUUCUACCUGAUUGCUGGCGGGAUCCCUCUAAUUAUCUGCGGAAUUACAGCUGCAGUCAAUAUCCACAAUUAUGGAGAUCACGAGUUCUAUUGCUGGCUGGCUUGUCGUCCAAGCAUUGGGGCCUUCUACGUGCCUGCAGCUUUCAUUGUUCUUGUCACCUGGAUCUACUUCCUGUGCGCUGGAAUCUGUUUGAAGUGCCAAUCCAAGAAACCCAAAGAGAUGCCCAAGCCCCUGGAAACUCGGCAGCACCUCGGUGGCAGCAGCAAUCUUUUAACUGACUCGGGUUCCAUCUCUGUCACGCUGAAUUCUGGGCCACACGCUGUCGAAGUAGAUGGUGUCUACUCCCUAGGAGUACAAUUCUGGGCCCUUGUGAUCACCCAUUUUCUGUACAUCACUCUUUGGAUGUUUGGGGCGAUGGCGGUUUCCCAGCGCUGGUUCCUCCUCAAAGUCAUCUUCAGUUGCCUCUAUGGAGUGAUAGCUGGCGCUUUGGGGAUCUUCAUCUUUGUUUACCACUGUGCCCGUCGUCAGGAUGUGCAGAGUUCGUGGUUUGCCUGCUGCCCAUCUUAUAGGAAUGCUUUACCCAUGCAAGCCUAUGUGCACCCUGGGGUGGGUGUGGAGGAUGGUUCCCAGAUCUUCAUUGGCUGCAGCCCUGAGGUGGCCCCAUCUGUCAAGUCUUCAUCCUCCCCCAGCAGCACUAACUCAGCCCCAGGACCUUGCAAGCUCAACAACUUGCAAGUGGCCCUUAGCCAGGCAGAUGUGAACCCUUUGCCGCCCGUCUGCUGCGAAGAGGCCGAGCCUUCCAAUAGCAAGAGUACCCCGCCGGCCAGGUAUGCCAACAAUUUGCAUGGGCGCAAUCGGCACCACAAAAGUCGGACUAAGCAGUACCGAGAAGGGAAACACCAACGCCUGAAGGUGCUACGGGGGCCUUCCGCAGAACACCCCACUAGUGAAAGUGGGAGUCUCCACAACAGCCAUUCAGAGAGUUACCAAAGUAGUCGGAACAGCCCGUUGAACAAUUGGUACCCAGGGAUGGUACCAAACUUGGAAUCAGCCCUGACGCAGUCUGACCUGAGCGAUGGCAGCGGUGGCCAUCAGUCGUCAGAUUUUGGCCGUGCCAAGCAGAGAAGCACCAGCAGAGACAACCUCAAGCACCAAGCUAUGGAAAAAGAGACUAAGAGGCGAUCGUUCCCGCUCAAUACCACCAAUCAGAACGGGGGCCUGAAGGGCAGCAAAUAUGACAUUAACCUCACAAGUGCUGACAGUGCAGCUGGCAUGAAAACAGGCCUCUGGAAGAGCGAGACGACAGUAUAGGGGAAGCCCAAAGGGCCGGGUGACUACCAUUUAAGCAGCCCCAGCCCUUACUUCUCAGACAGGAAGAUGUAAGACAUAGUAUUGCCAGAGCAAGCUGCCAAAGUGGCUGUUAUGCACUAUGUACGCUCAGGCAGUUUGAGCAGGAGUGGUCGCACUCCUUGCCAGAGUGCCUGCAAUACGGAGGAAAGUCCACAGAUAUUUGAGUGGCAGAGGUGGUUGGGCAUGUCUGUGUAUCACAUCACAAGCAUCGCAGUGCAUACCCUAUCACUGUUGCUUAAUGCACCAGCUAAUGCUGGUCCGAGGGGAGCAUUUCUGUUCCCCUGGAAUGAGAAGCAGAUGAGUAUCCCGCAAGGCACUAAGGUUUGUAAGGUGGAAGACAAUCGUUUAGGCUUUUUAAAAAGCAUUCUGGAGCGUUGCAAUCUUAUAUCCCUUUUGCAUGUCACAUAGAUCCCCAGUCGCUUUUGUAUAAUAUACCAAAGGCAGUAUUAUUUAUAAGCUGAAAGCUCUAGUAUCAUGUGUCCGUGUGUAUAGGCCAAAUGUGCUAUUUGAUGAAAGUGCCUGCAGACUUUUUGCCAAAACAAUCCCAUGUUCUGUAAAGGGGGUGUCUCCUCCGGCUGAGCUCAGGGCCACAUUUCGUGUCUAGUUUUUAGCUCAUUUUGGGUGCCUUGAAUGAACCUGCUUGGCAAGCUGUUUUGAAACAGCUCUGCAAUGCAUGAGGAAUUUAAGGUGAUGUGCACACAUAUUAUUUCCAUUCCAUGAUCCACAGGUUGAGAAUCCAUUCUCCUUGACAUCCCUUUUUCUAAAUGGAAGGGUUUUAUUUUUAAUUUUGUACCAGUUAAGCAUUGAAGAAAA